This is a messenger RNA of Aplosporella prunicola CBS 121167, 2359 nucleotides long. RefSeq lists its product as uncharacterized. NCBI's taxonomy places the organism in Eukaryota, Fungi, Ascomycota, Dothideomycetes, Botryosphaeriales, Aplosporellaceae. The record is from RefSeq and is a predicted model, not a curated record. Gene Ontology annotation, molecular function: NADP binding; N,N-dimethylaniline monooxygenase activity; flavin adenine dinucleotide binding. The transcript is spliced from 4 exons. Bases 366 to 2234 code for a protein of 622 amino acids.
CCUGCCCCCAACUUUACUCCGCAUUUCGCAGCCGCAUCCCCUCGUGGGCCGUGGCCAAGCCGCCGCGGCCGCUAUGCUGUACCGCCCCAAUCCAGGAUCCGAAUGAGUGAUCUCUGGCCUUCUGGGCCGCCGCCUCGUAGAUAAUCAUACCGGAGAGCUUCGGAGCCGCAUGUCCUGAUAGGAGAGGUGGGCAGAUGGGGCCCGCUUGCAGUAUUGCGGACGCGGUUGGGGUCGCACGUAAACUAAGCCACUGGUUACCUCGGGCAGCUGCCUCUCCUCCCUUCCGCUCCCGCUCAUCUCGAAAGACCCAGAUUUAACUCUCUCUUCCUUCUCGGUCUUGCUACUGCGCUUGAUAUAUCGAAGACAUGCGUGAAGCCAUUCGCAGAGCCAACGGAUACGGCAAAGAUGCCUACACGUACUACCCCGUCGUCAUUAUCGGCGCGGGCGAGUCCGGCAUAGCCAUGGGCUGCAGGCUCAAGGAGGUGCUGGGAUUCGAUCAGUUCCGCAUCUUUGAGAGGCAGGGAGGGAUCGGUGGCACUUGGUGGAUCAACAGAUACCCUGGCGUUUCCUGCGACGUGCCAGCCAUAUUCUACUCCUUCUCUUUCUCGCCGAACCUCCAGUGGUCAAAGUUCUUCCCGUCCGGCGAGGAAAUUGUGCAAUAUCUGCAUCGCGUCUGCGAGAAGUAUGCCAUCACCGACAAGGUCCAGGUUAACACCGACGUCAUGGGCUGUCGAUGGCUCGAAGACGAGCAGCUAUGGGAGGUUGAACUCCGGUACAUGGCCCAAGGCUUAGGCGACCUAGGCGUGAAAGAUCGGGACCGUAUCAUAGGAGAGAAAGGUGAGAGCAGCGUGUAUGUGGGCCAUGAGUUUGUGAGGGCCAAGAUUGUACUGAGCGCUGUUGGCGGCCUUGUCGAACCUCGAGGGUGGCCAGACAAUAUCCCUGGGAAGGAGAGGUUUCAGGGCUCGAUUUUCCACUCAGCCAGAUGGGACCACAAUUUCGAUAUCAGAGACAAAGACGUUGUCGUUGUCGGGACUGGCUGUAGCGCCGCCCAGUUUGUGCCUCAGCUUACGACAACCCAUGGUGCCAAGUCUGUCACUCAGCUCAUGCGCUCGCCACCAUGGGUUGUUCCUCGUCCAACGCCUCCAUUCGGUGACGCUUGGUGGAAUAAGUGGAGCCCGUUUCUUUUUUCCACGGUUCCCGUAACAAACAAGUUCUUCCGGACUCUCAUCGCCGCUGGCGCCGAAUAUGACAUGCGCCUUUUCCACAUGGGCGAAUGGAGCGCAAAGGAGAGAAGUAAAGUCGAAGGAGAAUCGUUGAAGCACUUGAAGAAGGUGGUUCCGGAGAAGUAUCACGAGAUCCUCACUCCCGACUAUGGGAUUGGUUGCAAGAGACGCAUCUACGACGCCUCAUGGCUCCCGUUGCUGCAAGAUCCAAAGGUCGAGCUCACGACGCAGCCGUUGACAAGCGUGCAGGAGCGUAGCGUAACCAUCGGCCCAGGUCGUGCCUAUCCUAAACUCGACGUUGCAGACUCGAAAGCGCCGACGGCACAGAGAGAGGUUCCGGCAGACGCCAUAAUCCUUGCGAACGGAUUUGAUGUCACCAGAUGGCUACACCCACUGAAAGUUGUCGGGAAGGGCGGUAAAGAUCUUGUCGAACUGAUGGAGGAACGCGGCGGGCCGCAAGCCUACCAAGGCACGGCAAUGGACGGCUUCCCCAAUUUCUUCAUCAUAUUCGGCCCCAAUACUGCUACCGGACACACCUCCGUCAUCAUGGCAACGGAGAACAUGGUCAACUAUGCGCUGAAGUUCGUCAAGCCGAUCUUGGAUGGAGAUGCAACCACGGUUGAAGUCAAGAAGGAGGCGGAAGUAGCCUUUACGCAGGAUCUCCAGAAGAGCCUCAAGAACAGGGUUUGGAACGACGGAUGUAAUAGCUGGUACGUUGACAAGACGACCGGUUGGAACUCGACUGUCUAUCCCUACACCCAGAUCUGGUUUAUGCUCAGAUGCAUGUUCCCAGCAUGGUGGGAUUGGAAGAUCGAGUACACUCGCAAGGGGCUACUGAAGCUGUACGUACAGAGAGGUCUUCGUCUGGCUGCCAUGGUGGUUGUUGUGCUUGGGGUUGUCAAAGCACGCCAGAGGAAACUUGGACUCUUUGGCGUACUGUCUGAAGCGAUGAACAUGGCGAGGGGCAUCGGAGGGCGGUUCAUCAGUGCUUUAAGGGUGACCUCGUUGUGAGUUGGGGCAUGACUGGCUCGGCAUAGCGUAGAGAAGAUUGGUGUUGGACUGGAUGGCGGAUCAACGCCUCAGCAUGUGAAAGUUUAGCAGCACAUGGUGAAUGCGAGCAACGUGAGGUUACAGCU